This is a messenger RNA of Enterobius vermicularis (human pinworm), 498 nucleotides long. NCBI's taxonomy places the organism in Eukaryota, Metazoa, Nematoda, Chromadorea, Rhabditida, Oxyuridae. The record is from the annotation of a GenBank genome assembly.
AUGCGAUUAACAGAAAGGUCGUUGUCGCCAAUAAUUUCUGCAGCUUUGUCGUACACUUGGAUGGCGGUGUUGAAGAGGGACAGUGGUAAAGUUGAAGGCGUUUUGGGGGGAGGGGGGAAGGUAAUGAGCACUGUGAUUGCGGUUAGGCAGCAUGAAGGUUACAAAGUUCUAGCAAAGUCUCUGCCUUACUUUGCUUGGAGGAGGAGCAGGUGGCCGCAUGCGAAAUUUUGGUUUGAAGAACAUUGUUACCUUACUACUGAUGGAAAGAUGGUGUGGUACAGUAGGAUGGGUAAAAAAGUUGGGGGUUCUGUGUUGAAAGGAGGACGUGGAGCUGUAAUCAGAAAAGAGAAUGAAAUUAGAAGACUUACGACUCUGAUGAAUGCAUCCUCAGUUUCUGUUUCGCUCUCACGUUCCGCUUCGUUGUCGGCAGCGGGGAGUGAUGGUGCUGAAAAAUGUAUUGCAAUAAAGUUACUGGAGAUGAUCGCAGAGGAAUUGUGA